AUGCUCAUCAUUGGUGGCGUCGUAGUGCUGCUCAUUCUCGGCGCCGCUGGUGUGUUCGUGGUCCUGUCGGGAAAAAGCAGCGGUGGAACUACCACCUCGGAAGCUGCUGAUAAAGGCCCUGGUGGAAAUAACGGCGGUGGCUCCACCACCGCCAGCCAGAAUGCCAGCUCGACUGAUCCGGGCUACCAUGGUGUCCGCCUGGGCCCCUUCGAAAAUGUUUUCCACGGCGUGUUCGGAUACGUUUACGUUGCGAACGAGGACACGUUCCGCAUAAGGCAGUUCAGCUACGAUGGACAGGGUCCACAGACCUUCUUCUACGUCUCGAAUGAUAAGAUUGAUGAAAAUGGCGUUCGGCUUAAAGACGAGAAUGGCAACACCGAAGAACUAAAAGCAUACAACAAUGCAGAUAUCAUGAUCAAACUAGAAGACGGGAAAAAGGUUUCAGAGUUCAAGUACUUCUACAUUUACUGCGUUCAGGCCACAACGAGCUUCGGACAUGUGGAAAUACCAGCGAAUGUCGAGAUUCCCAAGGCAAUGGACCUGGACAUAAAUAAUCUGCAAUCUCCUGAUCACAUGGUCGAUGCGAUCGCGGUCACGCUUGUAGACACAAUCACAGUGAAAAUUAAAGGAGCCCACGUGGACGAAAAGUUUACCGAUUACGUCAUCAGGGCUGGCAAGUCUGACCAUCCCGUAGACGAUCAGGAUGCCAUUGACAUUAGUCCUUCCAUGAUUCCGCCGGGUGCAAAGACUGCCACACUCACCCUGACCGACGACGAUCUUGCUUGGCCCGAUCUGAAGUGGAUCGCGUUCUUCGAUGCCAAAACCAAAAAGGUCGAGGCCACAAUCAUGCUCCCCAAUCCUGAAUACAUGGUGAUUCCCGUCCACCCCACCAAGAAAGGCAAAUCUCGUCGCCAUCGCUCUAAGGGGCGCCGCACCGCUGGAAUGUCGGCUGUAAAGGUUGCCCCAAGCAAGCCUAAACUUCUCGUGUGCUCCUACGGAGAAUCUGGAGUGGUGAGAAGUAUGGUGCCCUCUGACGGCCUGUGCGAUGUCAUCUUCUACACUGACGUCACAUACGACAACGACGCGGAGGCCAUCGUUUCUCGGGACGGGGGCCCGGCCUUCGACGUGCUCAAGUCUGUCCGCCAAGCAGUACACGAGGACGUCGUUCGUGCGAUUGCGCGCACUGUCAGGAACAAGAAAUCCGAGCUGAUGGCUGCAAUGCAAGAUCUUUUCGCCUCCAAGUUAACUCACUUUGGCAUGCUGAACGUUGAGAACAUUGAGGACUACGACAAACUGAAGGACGCCGACUUGCAGUACAUCAAGGUAGCCGACGAGUUCCUACAGAAAAAGCCAUCGAGUCUAACGCGCCACAGGGCUCUGGGAUUUUCGCUCCGGGAUGGUUCUAAGGGACCAAAGAUCCUUGACGCCGCUAAACAGGUUUCCAGUGACUUUCCCGAGCUGACCAUGGUCAUCAUCAAGCUGCAUACCGAGAACUACGGACCCGAGGGCGACCACUGGCCACUGGCCCCGAACCCUGACGAUGUGGACCUUUCCGAGCACAAUGCCCUGUCCUUGGCUGCCAUCAAGGAGGACCUUGAGGAGCCGCUGAAGGAGAUCUCGAAGCAGGGCAAGUACGUGAUGCUCUCCUUCGCCAUGUUCGCGAGGACGUACCGCAUGAAGAAGACGUGGAGUGGCGCGGCGGCACGCGAGAUGUCCGAGAGCAGCCUCAACAUGGACUACUCGUCGGUGUGCAAAAUGAAAACCGAAAAGGACAGCGAAGAUACUGGCACCCUGUACGCCACGGAUGAACACAAGAAGUUCCUGGCCCUCUUCGACUCUGAAAACACCUUCAGGACGAAGACGAACAACCGCCUGAGUGUGAUGCCCCGGAAGUUCACCGGACUGGCAGUGUACAACGUCGAAAUGGAUGACCACAAAGGCGCCUGCGGCAAAGGGAAGUUCGUCCGGCUGAAGGCCAUCAAGGCGGCGCUUGCCGCGUGACGCACCGAGCCGAGCAGCCAAUGGGCGCUCGUGCUUCACACGGUGCGCCACCUGUCGCAGUCCCGUGGCAAAGACGGAGCCACCUGGACGUUCAAGCGAUUGCGCCAGGAUUUGGCGUAGCGACGGUCU
This is a messenger RNA of Rhipicephalus microplus (southern cattle tick), 2130 nucleotides long. RefSeq lists its product as uncharacterized. The record is from RefSeq and is a predicted model, not a curated record. Lineage: Eukaryota; Metazoa; Arthropoda; Arachnida; Ixodida; Ixodidae.